AUGUGUCCACGGGGAGGAUUCGCCCUUCUUUUUUUUUCUGCUGCCGCUGCUGCACACGCACUCGUCAAAGAGUUGAUUGAGAAGCGCGCUGCACUCGGGUACCCAGGCACAUGUCCACUGCGCGCACAUUCAAAGUACAAAAAAACAGAGGUGGGCGUGCGCAUCCCCUUUUCGCAGCCCUCCGUUGACAAAUGGCACACAAAAGGACGUGCCACCUCCACACACACGACACAUAUCCAGGAUGCUGUCUACAUACCAUUAUUAGUUAUAAUUUACUUCCCAGGCCUUUUUUACAGAGCGGGGAGGGGCAAUGUGGAAACUCAAGUGCCGUUGCGUAGGAUAGCGCUAAUGGUGUCUGCUGGUGCAAGAUAA
Linderina pennispora is the source of this 372-nucleotide messenger RNA. RefSeq lists its product as uncharacterized. The record is from RefSeq and is a predicted model, not a curated record. NCBI's taxonomy places the organism in Eukaryota, Fungi, Kickxellomycota, Kickxellomycetes, Kickxellales, Kickxellaceae. The transcript has a single exon. Bases 1 to 372 code for a protein of 123 amino acids.